AUGACAGACAAGAAUAGCAGCUCCUGCUAUCGGUAUAUGUUAUGGGAAACUGAUAAUCCAAAGGACUGUGAAGGUCAAUACAUUUGGCUUGGACCAUCCCCUGUGCCCGCUUGGACACCCGAAAGCUUUACAGGUUUCGGAGACUGGGUCUUAAUGACAAACUGCCCCAGCGGUCGUUUCCUAGAUUGCCCCGAGAACUGGAAGUGUGAUUCAGACACAGAGUUGGGACAGCCAUCUGAUACAAUUCCAGCAUCCACGGAUUUCGAAAUUCAAGAACCAGUCACUAUAACAAGCCUUUUGGCUGCGUCCGAGAUUCAUGUGGUAGACAUUUACACAGGUGUUGACGGACAUCUCACAACAAGUUCAGAGACCAGAUUCGUUAGCGGUGGUAUAUCCACGAUGACGACAGUCGUUCCAUUGCAGCUGACUGCAUUCGGAACUCCUGGAGGUCUUAUAUGUAUAGUCCAAAACACUAGUCCUAUCUCCACAGGCUCCCUUGCACCAGAUCAAUGGAGCAAUCAAUACUUAAUAACCACAACAAUUUCAAGCACAAAUUUUCUCGGCAGCCCACCGACUCCGACACAGACGAUUGCCGAUGCACUCUCAAACCCCACAAGACUGUUCACUACGGUGACACCAGAAACCGCGCCGGGGUCUCUAAGUGGGGUGCAGUCUGAAACUAUCAUCACCCUAUUCAACUUGGCUGGUAUUCUAACAGGUACAUCGAUCAUAGAGUUGGACAUCUUAACAGACUCCUCUGGUCGACCCACAGCUACGGUGACGGAGCUUUCAGAGACACCAAGAAAAUCUAACAGCUUACCAAUCCAAACACCAACAACAGCGUUAAACAUCUCUCUUGUGCUACCAAAGACAUCGCCAAUAACUUCACUAGAGACUGUCAUCAACUCAAACGGGAUGCCUAUAGAAACCUUAACAGUCAUAUUCGAGACACCUUCCAAUUCCAGUGGCGCACCAGCAAAGACACUCGAAGAGUUCACAGCAACUGGUGCUAUCACUGCGCCGUCUUUCCCGAAAGAGACCGGCGGCACAAUGGGAAAUUUGUCCCACAUCUCAAGCCCUUUGCUCUCCAUUCCUAUUGAACCUGCGAAUUAUUUCGUGGCAAUGUUCGUUCCGGUUUUGAUGGCCGCUAUUUUGUCCAUUUUCAUUCAAAUGGUCGACAAGAACCUGAAGCUUAUGUUGCCAUUUUACGCCCUCACGAGGUCUGGAGGCGCUGCAGUAACAGAUUCGCUGUGUUUGGUCCCUGGUGGUUUCGCAGGGUCAUUGCAUAGUAUUAGAUUGUUGUUUCGGAACAAUGAGCCGAUCUCAUUCCUGUGCGACGUUCUUGUCCUUCUUACGGCUGUUUUAAUCUCUAUCUCUAGCGAAGCUAUUGGGAUAAAUCUUACAGGGGUAUGCGACUUGAAUAGCUUCAAAGGUUGCAGUAUGUUCUUUGAUGUCUUUGAUGGACCAUCUCGAGCUGUGGAAUAUCUGAUGGUCAUUAUGGUUGCCGUUAUAAUCUGUAUUUGCAUACUUUUAUAUUCAAUGAGGUCCGGCGUUGCAUUUAGCCCAUGGAGCAUUGCAUCUAUUGCGUCAUUUCUCUCGGAAGAAAUGUCAGAGCUAUUCCAAUCUCUUCAUCUUGAGAGUCGGAAGGGCAUUGAGAUGAAAGAGAUGACCAGUCGUCUUGAAGAGAGGAACUAUGCCUUCGGAUUCUAUUUUGGAAGUCGAGGCAUCAUCGAAUACGGGAUCGUCCUACGACCUGGAAAGCAACAUCCCCCGCUUCCAUCGUCAACAAGUGGGCCAGAAGGUAAAAUACCGAAGGAGAGCUCCCAUUGCUUUCCCAAGAGGCUCAUUGUGGAGUACGGAUUUCGUGUAUUGUUCCUGACAACUCUUUGUGGCCUCCUCACUCUGAUCGUCUAUUACGACACGGUCCGGCUUAACGCAAAGACCAAUUCUUUCGAGCGAUUUAUCGAUAGCCAGAAAUUUGGAGUUCGGUCUUUCUUCGUUGCAUGCGGUGUCAUUAUCUCGUUCUUCUGGGAUGAUAUGUUCUCACGAGUGGGGCGGAUGCAGCCUUAUAAAGACUUGUCCCAUUCCCCUCGGAGAUCGAAUAAAGCAAUUUCGGCUUCGUUACGUCCUACCGUCUUCCCUGGAUUCUGGAAUGCCGUACGAAACAGACAAGUCUUUACUAGCAUCGUGGCUUUUGCAAGUAUCUUAUCCAAGAUCACUCCCAUCUUUCUUUCCAACAUCCCGUUCCGCAUUACUCAAACCUGGACAACUCAUAAGCUAUGCGCAUGGACAACAAUUACAAUAUUAGGCUUCAUGAUUCUCGUACUAAUAUGGUCUUUCUUCGUCAAGGACCCUCAGAUGCCGGUUGAUGCAAAUACAAUUGCAGGACAUAUGUACUACUUAUAUGAUUCCUCCAUCCUGAAAGAUUUCCAAGGAACAUGGAGGUUGAGCGAGAAGGAGUGGAAAGAACAUCUAAAAGGCAUUAAGAAGAAUUACAAGCAUAAAAACAAGGUGGGAUCCUCAGGACAGCCGAAAAUUGGCAUUUACCGAGACGGAACUUUGGAUGGUUGA
Mollisia scopiformis is the source of this 2571-nucleotide messenger RNA. RefSeq lists its product as uncharacterized. The coding region runs from base 1 to 2571 and encodes 856 amino acids. Lineage: Eukaryota; Fungi; Ascomycota; Leotiomycetes; Helotiales; Mollisiaceae. The transcript has 2 exons. The record is from RefSeq and is a predicted model, not a curated record.